Sphenostylis stenocarpa is the source of this 3039-nucleotide messenger RNA. NCBI's taxonomy places the organism in Eukaryota, Viridiplantae, Streptophyta, Magnoliopsida, Fabales, Fabaceae. The record is from the annotation of a GenBank genome assembly.
AUGUCAGUACAUAAAGUUAACGCGGAGGAGUUGGAAUUGAAAGACCCAAAUGAAAACCAUCUCGCACUCAUUUUCUUUCACUCUCCAAACAUGUUCGCCACCUUCCGAGUCCUUCUUCUUCUCUCACUCUUUUAUCCACUCACCACCGCCCAACUCGACCACGACCACGACCGUCAAAUCCUUCUCAACCUAAAAUCCUCCCUCAAGAAUUCAAAUUCAAAAGUGUUUGACUCAUGGAAUGCCACCAGCUCCGUUUGCAGUUUCCACGGAGUAACAUGCAACACCCUCGGUUCCGUAACCGAAAUCAACCUCCCCAACCAAACUCUAACCGGGCUUCUCCCAUUCGACUCUCUCUGCAACCUUCCAUCGCUCCAGAAACUUGCGUUCGGCUUCAACUACUUGUACGGCAAUGUUUCAGAGGACCUUAGAAACUGCGUCAACUUGCGGUACUUGGAUUUGGGAAACAACCUUUUCUCUGGUCCCUUCCCCGACAUAUCUCCUCUUAAUCAGUUGCAGUACUUGUUUUUAAACAAAAGUGGAUUUUCCGGAACUUUUCCGUGGCAGUCGCUGUUAAACAUGACGGGUCUGUUGCAGUUAAGUGUCGGAGAUAACCCUUUCGAUCUCACGCCGUUUCCCAAAGAGGUUGUCAGUCUCAAGAAGCUGAAUUGGCUCUACCUGUCGAACUGCACCCUCGGAGGGAAACUUCCGGUGGGACUCGGCAACCUCACAGAGCUCACCGAAUUGGAAUUCUCCGACAAUUUCAUCACCGGCGAUUUUCCCGCGGAGAUUGUGAACCUAUGGAAACUCUGGCAGCUUGUGUUCUUCAACAAUACCUUCACGGGGAAGAUUCCAACCGGGUUGAGAAACCUCACGGGGCUUGAGUAUUUGGAUGGGUCCAUGAAUAGACUCGAAGGGGAUCUCUCUGAAUUGAAGUACUUGACCAAUCUGGUUUCGCUGCAAUUUUUUGAAAACAAUUUAUCGGGGGAGAUUCCAAUUGAGAUAGGCGAAUUCAAACGCCUCGAGGGUCUCUCUCUGUACAGGAACAAAUUGACAGGUCCUAUUCCUCAGAAGGUUGGUUCCUUGUCCGACUUUAAUUUCAUUGACGUGUCGGAGAAUUUCUUGUCGGGAACUAUUCCCCCGGAUAUGUGUAAAAAUGGGAAGAUGACCGCACUGCUCGUGCUUCAGAACAAACUCUCCGGCAGGAUUCCGGCCACCUACGGAGACUGUUCGAGUCUGAAGCGAUUCAGAGUCAGCAAUAACUCUCUCUCGGGUACCGUGCCUCCUGCGAUUUGGGGAUUGCCCAACGCUGAAAUUAUCGAUAUUGAGUUGAAUCAGUUGGAAGGUUCGGUUGCUUCGGAUAUCAAAAACGCCAAAACAUUAGCUUCAAUAUUCGCGAGGCAGAACCGGUUGUCCGGUGAAAUACCCGAAGAAAUCUCAAAAGUGACGUCGUUGGUGAGUAUGGACCUGAGCGAGAAUCAGAUUUCGGGGAAGAUUCCAGAAGGAAUCGGGGAGCUUAAACAACUAGGUAGCCUUCAUUUACAGAGCAAUAGGUUAUCAGGUUCGAUACCGGAAUCUCUCGGUUCCUGUAAAUCCCUCAACAACAUUGACAUAUCGAGGAAUUCACUCUCUGGAGAAAUCCCUACCUCAUUGGGUUCUUUUCCCUCGCUGAAUUCUCUGAAUCUUUCAGACAACGAUCUCUCUGGUGAAAUCCCAGGGAGUUUAGCGUUCCUCAGGUUAAGCCUCUUUGACCUAUCGCAUAACUGGCUAACCGGUCCAAUUCCGCAGGCUCUAAUCCUCGAAGCUUACAACGGAAGCCUCGCCGGAAACCCCGGUUUGUGCAGCGUGGACGCGAUUAACUCCUUCCCGCGUUGCUCACCUUCCUCUGGCAUGUCCAAGGACAUGCGUGUUCUCGUCAUUUGCUUCGCGAUAGCGUCAAUAUUGUUGCUUUCGUGUUUGGGAGUCUUCUUGCAGCUGAAAAGGAGGAAGGAGGAGGGAGAGAGAUUCGGAGAACGUUCGUUGAAGGAGGAAUCCUGGGACGUGAAAUCGUUCCACGUGUUAAGUUUCUCGGAGGGGGAGAUUCUAGAUUCCAUUAAGCAGGAGAAUCUGAUAGGGACAGGAGGUUCGGGGAACGUGUAUAGAGUGACGCUUUCCAACGGGAAAGAACUGGCCGUGAAGCAUAUUUGGAACACCGAUGUCCCAGCUCGGAGAAAGUCGUGGAGUAGCACUCCCAUGCUUGGGAAUAAGCGGGGUGGGAAGUCAAAGGAGUUCGAUGCAGAGGUUCAGGCUCUGAGCUCCAUAAGGCACGUGAAUGUGGUGAAGCUCUUUUGCAGCAUAACGAGUGAAGAUUCGAGCUUGUUGGUGUACGAGUAUUUACCCAAUGGAAGCUUGUGGGAUCGGCUUCACACGAGUAGAAAGAUGGAGCUUGAUUGGGAAACGAGGUAUGAAAUCGCGGUCGGGGCGGCCAAAGGAUUGGAGUAUUUACAUCAUGGGUGCGAAAGGCCCGUGAUUCAUAGAGAUGUCAAGUCCAGUAACAUCUUGUUGGAUGAGUUUUUGAAACCUAGGAUUGCGGAUUUUGGGCUUGCUAAGGUUGUUCAAGCCAACGUUGGCAAGGAUUCUUCCACACGUGUCAUUGCCGGAACCCACGGUUACAUUGCUCCUGAAUAUGGUUACACGUACAAAGUGAAUGAGAAGAGUGAUGUGUACAGCUUUGGAGUGGUGCUGAUGGAACUAGUAACUGGAAAAAAGCCAAUUGAAGCAGAAUUUGGGGAGAAUAAGGACAUGGUGAGUUGGGUCCAUAACAAGGCACGGAGCAAAGAGGGUCUUAGGAGUGUUGUGGAUUCGAGGAUCCCAGAGAUGUACAAAGAGGAAGCUUGCAAGGUUUUGAGAACCGCGGUUCUGUGCACUGCAACUCUUCCUGCUUUAAGACCCACCAUGAGAGCUGUGGUUCAAAAACUUGGCGAUGCUGAGCCUUGUAAACUGGUUGGAAUUGUUAUUAGCAAAGACAGUGGCGAAAAGAAAAUAGGAGUCAACGACAAGUAA